Molecule: messenger RNA, 6874 nt
Organism: Nothobranchius furzeri (turquoise killifish)
Lineage: Eukaryota; Metazoa; Chordata; Actinopteri; Cyprinodontiformes; Nothobranchiidae
Gene: col27a1b
Product: collagen, type XXVII, alpha 1b
Biological process (GO): extracellular matrix organization
Molecular function (GO): extracellular matrix structural constituent conferring tensile strength
Source: RefSeq, a predicted model, not a curated record
GGGGAGUGUUUUACUUUCCGUGAAGAGAAGACACACCUUCAGCUCCUUGUGUUUUCCUGCAUGUCAGCUGAGGGCGACAGAGGGAGGUGUCCCCACCACUUCCCCCCUUCUUUCCCUUUUCUCAAGAUUUCCCUGAGUCCACAAUAAACUUUCAUUUUGGGAAGUCGUCAUACAUACAAACACACGCGUGCGCGCGCAUACAAGCACAUACAGCAUCGGCCGUCAUCGUGUGCUGCCCUGGCUUUCUGCAAAGCUAAAAUACUUGUUGUAGUUCGCGCGUAAAAAGGCGCACUGGGAAGACGGACAUCUAAAAGCGCACAGGUGGAGCGCCUGUUUUAUUUGGACUUUUUCAAAGAGGAACCAAACAGAAAGACAAGACAACGGCACAGAGCAUUAUGUUUUAUUGAUGGUUAAUUAUCGCGUUGUUUGCUUGUUUUCUGCGUGUUUUCUCUCCACGGGAGCCUCAAGGAACCACCUGGGAUGGAAAAGCUUGCCUCCUCCGGACUAUAAUAAAACCUCCCGGGAUAAAGAAUGAAGUAACAGCUAUGGAGCCGGACAAUGCCCCGCACUCCAAACCCAAAGCUGCGGGAGUCGGGGGGAGAACUUUGCUUUUUUGGACCAUAUUGUGUUUCACCUGCUCCCUGAGGCUCGUACAUGCACAAGAUGUGGACGUCCUGCAGCAUCUUGGGCUUUUUGGGCGGAGGGCAGCUGGGUCAUCGCCCGCACCUCCUCAGCCUAUUCCUAAUGGAGUCAUCCCCUUCAAGUCCGGCAUUAUCCUGACCCCACGGGCACGCGUCCAGGUGCCCCUGCGCACGGUUCUCCCUGCAUCCUACCACUCCACCAGCUUCUCACUGGUUCUCAGCCUGUUUGCUCAUCGCUUCAACAGCGCCUUCCUUUUCUCUGUUCUGUCUAAGAGAAAGAGGGUGCAGCUCGGACUGCAGCUCGUUCCAGGGAACGUCAUCGUUCACGUCGGGCACAAGAGCUUUGUAACUUUUGACUAUGACGUCUACGAUGGCCGAUGGCAUCAUUUUGCUUUGGAUAUUCGAGGCCGUCAUGUAUUCUUGCACACAUCCUGUGGUAAGAACAGUCUACGCGCAUACCUGUCUUCUCAAAAGGAGGCGGUGUUGGAUCCAGAUGGCUCAUUCCUGCUGGGCAAAAUGAACCGCCAUUCAGUGCCAUUUGAAGGUGCCAUUUGUCAGUUUGACAUCCAUCCGUCUGCAGAGUCGGCUCAUAACUAUUGUGAUUUUAUUAAGAAACACUGCAGAGAAGCAGACACCUAUCGGCCCGUACUUUCUCCCAUGCUACCUCUGUUUGCUGAUCCAAAUAUUACUUUUGCUCGCACAAGCCCGUCAUCUUUGGCCUUGACUACGGAAAGCUCCAGGACCACGAUUCUUCCAACUGACCGCCCAAUAUCACCGAAAACAACAUCUGAGUAUUUGAAUAUAGGCACUCCGAAAGCUGGUUCUGGUUCUGUUUCUCCACCAGAUCAUCCACGAUCAGAAAGCCCUUCCAAGAUUUUAACGCAGACUGUUACUACAUCUCUCAGGAUUAGCGUGACUACACCCAAUCCAAAACCAAACAUGCACACCCGGAAGAACACCAGGCAGAGGGACGCUAAUCCAUCAAAACCUUCUGGGAAGCAUGAACGUUUUCCUGGUUCUACCAGACAGUCAGAUCUGAAGCCAGACUUUAGCACCACGGCUGUUCCCACACACAAAUCUCCCUCAAGCACACCCCCCCACCCAGAAAAGAACCCAUCCCCGGAAGCUCUCCAGAAACCCGAGCCAAAAGUGACCGGUUCACAGGAUUUCACGUCUACCACUCCUACUACGGCCACUCCAGCUUCCGCAGAUGACUCGCAGACAUUUGACCUGGAGCCGACCCAGUUUUCCCUGCUGGCUGGAUCACCUGGACUAAAGGGAGAUCCGGGACCACCGGGCCCUCAAGGAUUUCCAGGCUUGCCAGGAAAAGCGGGGAGGAGGGGCCCCAGGGGUCCUCCUGGUCCCCAUGGGAAUCCCGGACCUCCUGGAACUCCUGGAAUGAAGGGACAAAAAGGAGAUCCUGGUCUAUCCCUUUGUCAAGCCCCAAAAGGAGCAAAAGGAGAAACUGGUAUCGGGGGCUCUCCUGGACUGCCUGGCCAAGAUGGACGAAAGGGACUGAAAGGAUAUCCUGGUCCUGCUGGUCUCCCAGGUGAACAGGGCCGACGUGGAGAUGAAGGAAGCCCCGGGGCCAAAGGCUAUCCUGGCAGGCAGGGUUUACCUGGACCAGUAGGACGAAUGGGGCCAAAAGGAAUUAGGGGUCACAUUGGCAUCCCUGGGCUUUUUGGCUUACCUGGUCCUGAUGGGGAGAGAGGAAUUCCAGGCGUGCAUGGGAAGAAGGGCAAGCUGGGUAGGCCGGGCUUUCCUGGUGACUUUGGAGAGAGAGGACCUCCUGGCCCCGAUGGCAACCCUGGUGAGCUGGGAGCUCCUGGCCCGGGUGGAGUUACUGGCCUUAUUGGCGACCUGGGCCCUGUCGGUGUAAUGGGGUCACCCGGACUUCCAGGACUCAAGGGAGUAGCUGGAAGUCCGGGAGGCGCAGGACUGAAAGGUGAUGAGGGGGAUGUUGGGUUGCCAGGAGAACAGGGGGACCGUGGAUUUAAGGGCGACAAGGGCAGUCGGGGCUCACCUGGGUUGCCAGGUCCUCGUGGAAAACCUGGACCUCAGGGGACACCUGGGGAAAUGGGCCCUGGUGGUAUACCUGGCCCUCCUGGUUCAGAGGGCUUCCCGGGUGACAUUGGCCCACCAGGACAAAAUGGCCCAGAGGGUCCGAAGGGGAAGCAAGGGCUAAGAGGUUUUCCCGGUCCUGCAGGAAAACCUGGACCUCAGGGGGAUGAGGGACCAGUUGGACCAGCAGGACCCAUUGGACCCGAGGGCAGACCUGGGAGGCAGGGAUUCUCUGGACCGACGGGCCCAGAUGGACCCAAGGGCGAGACGGGGAUGGCUGGCGAGGUCGGGAAGCUUGGCGAGAAGGGACUUCCGGGUUUUAUCGGGCCUGGCGGAGAGAUGGGGAUCACUGGAGGAAAGGGUGAUCGAGGAAAAACGGGUGCUCCCGGACCUCCGGGCGAUCCAGGGCCAACGGGUCACGCUGGCAUCCCUGGAGAGACCGGACCACCUGGACCGCAGGGGAUCCCGGGCCCUCCUGGUCCACGAGGAUCUGCAGGCAUUAGAGGGCCCAAAGGUCAGAGGGGUCCAAGGGGUCCUGAUGGUCCAAUUGGAGAGAUGGGGUCCACAGGGGUCAAGGGCUCUGAUGGACCACCAGGAAAAUUGGGCCUUCCUGGGCCGAUGGGGAAUCUCGGAGAACCAGGUGCAGCUGGACCAAAAGGAUUUCCAGGUGUUCAAGGCCUCUCAGGACCUCCAGGAUCCAAAGGAGUUGCAGGAGAACCUGGACCAGCAGGGCCAGCAGGAAGGACUGGGUCAAUGGGGGCGAUGGGGUUGAUGGGACCUUCUGGUAAAUCUGGAGAGAAGGGCCUUCCCGGUGAACCUGGAGAGAAGGGUUUCGUUGGUCCACCUGGAACCCUUGGGGAGCAGGGUUUGAUUGGCCAGAGAGGUGAGACUGGAAUGGAUGGAGAGGUUGGUGCAAGUGGACCUCAUGGAGCAAAGGGCGAGAAGGGCGAUCCAGGCUCAGAGGGCGACUCAGGAGACAGAGGUAAAACUGGCUUGAAAGGAAAGGAAGGCCCACCUGGUCCUUUUGGACUUGUGGGGGUGAGGGGUCAGGAGGGCAAACCUGGCAAAACUGGGGAAGGAGGAAAGCCAGGGGAAAAGGGGGGCAAAGGUCAACAAGGCCACGUGGGUGAGCCUGGGUCAAUCGGCGAUCAGGGAGGAGCGGGAUUUGUUGGACAGAAAGGAGCGAGAGGAACCGUUGGAAUGGUGGGCGCUCCGGGGAAAAUGGGCCAAGGAGGCGAUCCGGGCAACGCGGGUUACGAAGGCCACAUGGGACCACUGGGCACACUUGGACCUCCUGGACCAAAAGGUGAAAAGGGUAACCAGGGAGAUGACAGCAAAGUAGAGGGCCCCCCAGGUCCCCAAGGUGACAGAGGUCCUUCUGGAGACGGAGGAGAGAGAGGAGAGCCAGGUGACCCAGGACACAUUGGUGAAACAGGUCUAGAUGGACCUAGAGGUGAAAUUGGUGCUCCAGGUCUUCCUGGACAUCCUGGGACCAAAGGACAAGCUGGUCUCAAAGGAUUCAAAGGGGAUCAAGGUCCAAAAGGAAAAUCAGGGGCAACAGGUGCAUCUGGGGCCAAAGGACCACCAGGUCCAGAAGGCCCCUCGGGUCCACGCGGGGUCCUGGGUAGGGAGGGACUGGAGGGUCUUCCUGGAACGGAUGGUUUAUCAGGAAACGAUGGAAGCAAAGGAGUCAAAGGGGAGCAAGGAGAUGACGGAGAGGUGGGUUUACCUGGAAAACCUGGGAUGCAAGGAGAAAGGGGUGUGAUGGGACUUCCAGGAGAUCAAGGCUCUCUCGGUCUCAAGGGAGAGAGAGGUAUGCCAGGCCAAACUGGUCCCGCUGGAAAGAGAGGCUCUGUUGGCACAAUGGGAUUUUCAGGAAAACAAGGAGAUCCGGGAGCUAAAGGACAACCAGGGGGUGGGGGGCCACAGGGCUUUCCAGGGGUGGUGGGAAUGUUUGGACCAAAGGGUCCCCCAGGAGACAACGGCCCAUCAGGGAUACAAGGACCAAAAGGACCUCGAGGACUGAUGGGUGUGGAGGGAGCGUUUGGCCCCGGUGGCAUCAUCGGGCCCAGCGGUCAUCCAGGACUCCAGGGUGACAAAGGAAGUCGGGGGGAGGCGGGAUUGCAAGGGCCAAGAGGAUCUCCUGGUCCCCAAGGACCACCUGGCCCACCGGGCCUUCCCAGCUCUGCCUUUCUACUGCAGAAAAGGGAAGCUUCUGGGGCUGCUUCCCGAGUCCUUGUGGAUCCGCACGCCGCUUUGAAGCAAGAGAAUUAUCAGAGCAUGGAACUGCCCGUGUUAGACCAGGGCACAGAGAUCUUGAAGACUCUACAACAUCUCAACAUACUGGUCCAAAGUCUGAGGAACCCCCUGGGGACCCGAGAAAAUCCCGUCCGGGUCUGCCGGGACCUGUUCAACUGUGAGCAGCGAAUGCAGAAUGGCGUCUACUGGAUAGAUCCAAACCUCGGCUGCAGCUCAGACAGCGUGGAGGUGACGUGUAACUUCACUGCUGGAGGACAGUCUUGCCUUAAACCUCUUACAGUUUCCAAGUUGGAGUUGGGAGUCGGACGCAUCCAGAUGAACUUCAUCCACCUAUUAAGCACCGAGGCUGUCCAGCACAUCAUCAUUCACUGCCUGAACACACCUGUGUGGGCAGCAGGACCCUCUGAGCUGCCUUCGUCUACGGCUGUGAGCUUCGAGGCCUGGUCAGGGGAGACGAUCCAGCCUGGAGACCUGCUGGAGCCAAUCAUAGCCAGGGACGACUGCUGGAUCAAAGAUGGACGCUGGCGUCAGACCCACUUCAUCUUCCAGAGCCAGGACCCACAUUUGCUUCCGAUAGUGGACAUGCGCAGCUUGCCGUCUGCAGAACCUGGCGCACGGUUUCACCUGGAGGUCGGACCGGUCUGCUUUCUGUGAAGAGGGGUUGGACCACAGUGUUUCUCUAUGAAAUAUGCUUGGACUGCAGAAAUGGGAGACGAAAAAGGCUCAUUGAAAUCAAAGUGAGGGAACUUCUGGCACUUAUCAGCCAACGGAAAACAAUAAUAAGCUUCUUUUUUCAAAGAUGUGCUUGAGUGGUACGAAACCCGGCUGAAUCCUGUGGAAGGAAGUAAUCUAAACACCGAUUCGUUCUCUCUCAUCUUUUUUCCCACACGGUCUGGUGUUCGGUUGUUAGAACUGUACAGAAACGUAGAAAAGUUAAAUCAGCUAAUUUAGUGAAACUUUCUGGUAUUUGAAGUAUUAUUUAUGUGUAUAUAGUCUGUGUACUGAAAUUUGAAAUGCAGUGAUUAUUUUACAGCCUUUCGGGGUUUGCGGUAGUAGUCAUAUCAUUCAGGUGUGCAGAAAAUAAAAACAAGCACAGUGACUCCAGGUAACUUCCUGAGGCUCUUCAGACUGUUCAGUGAUGAGUUUGUGCAGAAAUGUUUGUGCGUUGCGAUGCUUCUGAGUGUGAACACGGAGCACAGGUUUCCACAGCGUGCUGAGAUGCUACCUCAUCCUGCACCUCUCAUCUCACGGCAAACAAAAGCUGUGACCUGAUCUAAUCUGGGAUGACACGGAGGUGACACCUGGGUGCUGUGAUAGUUGACAGCUCGGGGACAAACUCCUGUCAGCUCUCAUCCAACCCAUAUCUGUGCUUCGAAAGGGAAGAAUGUCAAAUAUGUACACUCCCAGACCAGAUUAUUGGUAUAGUUUAUUAUUUGUUGUAUGAUUCUGACUAUGUUGUGUCAAAAAUGUACGUGUAUAAACCUCCAAACGUUUAGUAUCUGUGGACUGUAUUUAAAUUUGGAGUGGCGUUCCACCUCAACAGCAUGCAUCAAAGUUGUUUUUGGUGCGCUACUUGUCUUGUAGAGCUUUGGUCACCAACCUGUGAACUCAGAGGGUUCCUAAAGCUACAGAACACGACUUUAUGUGUACAGAUCUAUGAUGUUAGUUCAGUAAUGUCACAAACGUUUAUUUAAAGUUGGCUUCCACAUUUUUUCAGGUAAACUUUAUGUGAAAGGAUAAAGAUUUAACUGCAUUUUAUUGCCUUUUGUUCACAACUGUCAAAUUCUUCUUUAAUAAUGUGGAUGAGGUAAAUUGUACUCUGAUUACAUUAUUUACUUCUAUAUGCAGUUUUGUGCAAUAGACUUUUUCAAAUUGAUGCAUUAAAGAGGGUUCCUGCAUCUUUACGAAUUUCA